Molecule: messenger RNA, 1314 nt
Organism: Gastrolobium bilobum
Lineage: Eukaryota; Viridiplantae; Streptophyta; Magnoliopsida; Fabales; Fabaceae
Product: U-box domain-containing protein 26
Exons: 1
Coding region: 251-1150 (299 amino acids)
Source: RefSeq, a predicted model, not a curated record
AAUAAACACAAGGGAAAUCAUUAUCUCCUUCCACAUGAGAUAAGAACUUUUUCCUACACAAAUUCGUUUUCCGUGCCAAUUAAUUUUUCUUUUCUUUUUUAAUUUAAAAUGUGGGACCCACAUUUAACUUAUCUCUACUUUUUUUCUCUCCUACUAUCCUAACAUAAGAAAAUAUGCACCCUAAACACAAAGGAAGGUAACAAACAAAGAUCACAGGAACAGAAGAGAACCACUCUCCUUCUCUUCUACAAUGAAAACCCAUCAACCAAAGCUGAAGACCCAACUAUUCUCAUGCGGGUUCUUUGGCCACUGCGCUCAAAACGUUCUGAGCCCAACGGGUGCCACCCCACCACUCCCUCUCACUCCUCCUCGCUUGUUGAAACCAGAUUGUGACUCCUCCACCUCAUCCUCUUCUUCCGCCACUUCUCAAAGCUUCACACAGUGGAGAUUCUCUCUCCCCACCCCCAACACAAACACAAACACAGACACAGACACAAAAACAAACACUUCCGCUUCCACUCCUCAACAAACACUCGACCUACAAGAACUGUUCCACGUGUCGGAGCUCCAGCUCAGCACCGACCUCACUGCUGCACUCCACCUUCUAGAACGUUCUCUCGUUCCCAACCCACCACAAGAGCAACCACCUUGCCCGCCAAACCUAAUGCGCGAGCUCCUCCGAAAUCUCAGGGAAGCGAAGCCCGCGACCAAGAUACUCUUCGCGCUUUGCUUGUCGGAGGCAAACCGCCGCGUCGCCGUCGAAGCCGGUGCCGUCGGCGCCGUUGUUGAGUCCGCGACGGAGCUGGAUGGCCCGCCGGCGGAGAGGGCUCUUGCCGCGCUGGAGCUCAUGUGUACGGUGGCGGAGGGGGCGGAGGAGGUGAGGGCCCACGCGCUGGCUGUGCCGGUGAUGGUGACCAUGAUGGGCAAGACGGGGGCGCGUGGGAAGGAGUACGCCAUCGGGGUGCUGGGGGUGAUGUACGGCGGACCGGUGGCGGAGCAUAUGACGGCUCCGCCGGAAGAGGUGGCGCGUGCGGUGGAGCUGGCGCUGCAAGAGGAGUGCUCCGCCAGGGGCAGGAGGAAGGGGGCACAGCUGUUGAAGACACUGCAACAGCUUUCUGAGCCUCAACCUCAUCCACACGACGCAAAUUGAAGGCUUUGCCUCUUUUUUAUUUUCUUUUUUAUAAACCGUUUUUUAUUUUGAUUUGUUGUUGUUGUACUGGUUAGUGCUUGUUUUCGUUUGUGAUUGUGGACCUAUUUUUCCAACUCCAUCUUUAUAAUUUAUCGGUCAUUAACACCUUUGUUCUAUCUUUGUCA